This is a messenger RNA of Aspergillus nidulans FGSC A4, 1131 nucleotides long. RefSeq names its product SDR family oxidoreductase. The record is from RefSeq and is a predicted model, not a curated record. Lineage: Eukaryota; Fungi; Ascomycota; Eurotiomycetes; Eurotiales; Aspergillaceae. The transcript has a single exon. Bases 1 to 1131 code for a protein of 376 amino acids.
AUGGCUAAAACCGCUCUCAUCACGGGCGCCAAUGGCAUCACUGGUUCUGCAAUUCUGGAAUACCUCGUCAAGAAUACAACCGCCUCAGAAUGGGAGCGUAUCAUCAUCACGUCUCGGUCGCCCCUGAAGACGGCCGUCAACGAUUCUCGCGUGGAAUUCAUCGCUCUCGACUUUUCCAAUCCGCCUGAGAAGCUCGCGGACCAGAUGCGCUCCCAAUGUGCUGAUGUGACCCACGCAUACUUUUCAUCCUACGUUCACAAGGACGACUUUGCCGAGCUAAACGAAGCCAAUCGCUCCCUGUUUGAGAAUUUUCUCAAUGCCUUGGUCGAUGUGGCAAAAGGCCUUCAGAACUGUACACUCCAGACUGGAGGAAAGUACUACAAUGUCCACGUCCGACCGGUUCCAUGGCCAGCUCACGAAGGCCACCCUCGUCUUGUUCGCGCCGAGGAAAACUUCUACUAUCAUCAGGAAGAUUUCUUGGCUGAGAAACAGCGCGGUUCGAAUUGGACCUGGAAUGUAAUCCGCCCAGAGGCAAUCAUCGGCUACACCACGAAGCCCAAUGGCAUGAAUGAGGCCCUUACCAUUGCACUCUACUUCUUGAUCAACAAGGAGCUGGGCGUGGAGGCCCCUAUGCCCACCAACGCUGCCUAUUUCAACGGGGUGGAUGAUGUAUCUGAUGCACGUCUCAUUGCCGACUUGACCAUUUACGCCUCAACCCACAAAAACUGUGCAAACGAAGCCUUCAACGUCACAAAUGGUGAUGUCUUCAGCUGGCGGUACAUGUGGCCCCGGUUGGCAGACUGGUUUGGAGCCAAGGCUUCGUCCAACCAGUCCUUCAACCGUACAUCUUUCAAGGAGGGUGAAACCCAUCUUGAUUUGAACCUCGAACAGUGGGCGCAAGACAAGAGGGAGGUCUGGAACAGGCUUUGCGAUAAGGCGGGUUCUCCCCUAAGCAAAGCAAGCUUUGAUGCAGGCACUUGGACUUUUCAAGAUUGGGUCUUCCAGCGGACUUGGAGUUCACCCUUGAGCAUCAACAAGGCACGCAAGUUUGGCUGGACUGGCCACCUGGACUCAUUUGAUUCCUUUGUGGACGCUUUCAAAAGAUUCAAGGAACUUGGACAGAUUCCCUGA